This is a messenger RNA of Copidosoma floridanum, 1073 nucleotides long. Its product is annotated as choline transporter-like 2. Lineage: Eukaryota; Metazoa; Arthropoda; Insecta; Hymenoptera; Encyrtidae. Gene Ontology annotation, molecular function: transmembrane transporter activity. The record is from RefSeq and is a predicted model, not a curated record. Gene Ontology annotation, biological process: transmembrane transport. Gene Ontology annotation, cellular component: membrane.
UAAAAAUAGCCUUGGUCAUACAAUGCUUAGGUGCCAUUUUUAUAUUCAUAAACCUUCCAGUGACUCUGGUUUUAGUUGAUUACACUGUAGCUCCUUUUUUUUCAAUCUUUGUAUUAACUAUAUUGUAUUCCUGGGUCACGUAUGUCACAUUAUAUACAGUUUUUAAAAUAGGAACUGUAUUUAUGAGCGAAGUUAUUCAAGAAGCAUGCAGGGCUGUUUUACAGUUUCCUCUACUGAUCCCACUAGCGAUAUUAUCUUCUGUAUUAUUGUGCAUGGUGUUAGGUUUUGGAUGCGGCGUAUUUGCUCUUUUAGUUACAAACCUCCAAUUUCCUUCAUUCUUUUUGAUACUUUGUCUCUGUUUGCAUAUAUACGGUACAAUAUGGCUUUUUUUGGUGAUAUUUUCAUUUAGCCAAAUGGUAUUUUAUGGUACGAUCAGUACAUGGUUUUGGACUGAGGACAAAUCCGCAAUCUCAAACAAUUCUAUUUUGAGAAAUUUGGCUUCAACCUUUAGAUACAUGGGGACAGCUGCUUACGGAUCUCCUGUUGGGUUUAUAUUUCCAGUGAUGAUUGAAUUUAUUAAAAAUUUUGUCAGACAAACAUACAAGCUUCGACACAAUGUUUUUAUAAUGAUUCCAUGUUGGUUGAAUAUAUUAAUGUCACUAAGAGGCAUCAGCGUUGGCGUAACGCCUACUUAUAGCCAGGGCUUCAAGAGAUCGGUGGACAGAGUUUGUCCAAUGUUGUUCCGAUACCCAUUGCGCUUCUACUCCAUAAAUAUGGCACUUUUUUGCUGCGCUAAGAUCUUGGUAUUAAUUUGUGGUUUAAUAGCUGGCACUUCUAUUUCAAUUAUUGGUAUUUUAGAAUACAAGUCCAAUGCGCUGCUUGUGGCAAUUCCCACUGCUAUGAUUUUAAGUUUUUUUGUGGCAUUGACAGUCAUUGCAGUUCUCAAUGCAGCUAUUACGACGAUUUUCCGUUGUAUUUUGGAAGAUUUCGAGAAGUAUCAAGAAAAUGAAAACAGAACGUGCUUCAUGAAACCCAGCAUUCUGCAUUUAAUGAUGGAUCCGAAUAAGCAUUAG